AUGGAGAAUAUCGAUAGAUUGGGAUCUACUUCAACAAAUUCUGCGGUUGAAGACGGAUUAGGAUCUACAUCAAGAGGAUCUACAUCGAUCAAUGAUGGAUCGAUUAUGAACGAUCUUAGAAAUCCAGGAGGCUCUCUUUUUUAUACGGAUUCAGAUUCGGAUUCAGAGGCAGAAUCAAAUAAUACCGCAGUUGAAGUGUCAUACUUACCUGAUUGUCCAUCCCAGCUGAAGCCUUACAUUGGUCAGAUUUUUCUUAGACUUGAUGAUGCUACUGAGUUUUAUAAUAAGUAUGCACGACAUGUUGGGUUUGACACUCGUAAACAUGGAUCUAAAAAGAAGGUGGAUCAUGUCACAUGGUUGUAUGUUGUGUGCAGUAGAGAAGGUCGGAGGAAAAUGAAAAUGCAAGGGCAUGAGUCAAAACGUAGACGUUCUUCUAGGAAGUGUUUUUGCAAGGCUAAAAUUGCUUUUAAGUUUUGUAAAGGAAUAGGUUAUGUUGUCAAUCAAUUUUAUGAAAUACAUAAUCAUGAUAUGGUGGAGUUACGCCAUAAGCGAUUCAUGAGGCUGAAUCGCAACAUUGACCUAUUGCAUCAGAAAUUUAUACUAGAUUGUGCAAGUGCAAACAUAGGCCCUACACUGACUUUUAAGUUGCUGAAUGAGGUUCUUGGUGGGCUGGAUUAUGUUGGUUGCACAGUUGUAGAAGUUAGAAACUAUAGGCGCGACUUGAGAGCAUAUACUAGUUGGGCAGAUGCACAAAUGGUACUUAAUGAGAUGAGCUGGAAGAAAGAGAAUUGUCCAGCAUUCACCUAUGAUUUUGAGGUGAACUCUCAGGAUAUGCUCACUCGUCUUUUUUGGUGUGACCCCAUUGCUAAGAAGAAUUUCCAUCUCUACGGUGAUAUAGUAUCGUUUGACACAACAUAUUCAACUAAUAGGUACUGCAUGAUAUUUGCACCGUUCACAGGAAAAGACAACCAUGGGAGACCUGUAGCAUUUGGUGCAGGCUUAUUAUCUAAAGAAAAUGCUGAUUCAUUCGCAUGGUUGUUUGAACGUUUUGUCAAAUGUAUGGGUUCUGCACCAAAAUUGAUCAUUACUGAUCAGGAUUUGGGAAUGAAGGUUGCUGUGGAAAGAGUCCUUGUUGAUACAAGACAUCGAUGGUGCAUGUGGCACAUCAUGUUUAAGGUUGUGGAAAAGUUACCAAAGAAUCUACUUGGCAAUGAAGAUUUGAAAAAAGAGUUAAACAAUUGUGUGUGGUCUGAGCUGAUAGAGCCUGAAGAAUUUGAUGAAGAAUGGAAUAAAGUAAUGGAAAAAUAUGGGCUUAAGGACAAUGAGUGGUUUUCCUCGAUGUUUGCCUCUCGAAAAUUUUGGGUGCCUGCAUUCUUUAGGGAUUUUCCAAUGAGUUCACUAAUAAAGACCACAUCAAUAUCUGAAUCUCAGAACAUAUUCUUCAAGAGGUACUCCAAGUCUCGUUCUAAUCUUGUUGAAUUUCUUAUGAAUUACAACAAUGCAUUGGAUGGCCAAAGGAGCAACAACAAUAGGCUAGAAUACUUGGAUUUUAAUACAAUUCCAACUUUGAAAACAAAUUCAGCCCUCGAGAAGCAUGCUUCAACAAUAUAUAGUGAUAGUGGUUUCAAACUAAUUCAAAGUGAGAUAGAGGAAGCAGUUGACAAUGUCACUAUGGUGACAGUGUCAAACAUUGGUGAGAAUGAGAUUUAUGUAGUCAACGACAAGUUCUCGAAGAACUGGACUGUGUCAUACUCCACAUCUUUUGAUUCAUAUGCAUGUAGUUGUAAGAUGUUUGGGAGGAUUGGGCUUGUAUGCAGUCACAUUUUUUGGGUCUUGAGAAACAAAAAAAUAAAAUUAAUCCCUAAUGAGUUACAUGGAGGACGAUGGUUGAAGUCUAAAUUUGUCAAGGCCGUUCAUUGUGGGUUUGAUGAUGAUAUUGAAACAUUUAUUGUUGCGGAUGAGACGAAGCAGGAGUAUAGGGAUAUGCAUGGAGAUUUUUAUGAUAUUGCACGACUUAUUGAAGGAGAUAGUGAUAAAAUUCGAGCAUUUAGACAAAUUAUGGCUGAAGGGAGAAAAGAAGUACUUGGUGAGGGAAAUGUGUUGUCAAUUAGUGAAAAGAGAUUAAUGAUUGAGAAUUUUUAUGGAUCACAUGUCCCUAGUCAAAUAGAUGUUCAUCCGCCAGAUGUCAUCAAAACCAAAGGUUGUGGUCGACGUCUUUCUCGGCUUGAGAAGGAAAUGAGAGAGAUGUCCAAGCCUGGUCGGAAAUGUGGAAAAUGCGGCGAGGUUGGUCGGCAUGAUUCAAGAAAUUGUGAUAAGAUACAUGAGGAGAAUAACAAGAAAAAGAGGAGAAACCAAUGUUAA
Salvia splendens (bonfire salvia) is the source of this 2361-nucleotide messenger RNA. RefSeq names its product protein FAR1-RELATED SEQUENCE 5. NCBI's taxonomy places the organism in Eukaryota, Viridiplantae, Streptophyta, Magnoliopsida, Lamiales, Lamiaceae. The transcript has 4 exons. The record is from RefSeq and is a predicted model, not a curated record. Gene Ontology annotation, molecular function: zinc ion binding. Bases 1 to 2361 code for a protein of 786 amino acids.